CACGUCUACCAUCGCCAUUUCUCAGGCUGGUAGAGGUGGUUCCAUCCGCCAGAGAAUAACCCAUCAAGACAGUGACAGUGAAACCUUCACAGGGUCAUUCUUACCUCCCCAACACGGACUCAUUGGGGAUUCUACCCAUUUCUUCUUCCUGUACUUAUUGAUGGGAUCGCAAUUUCUUUCAUUCUAUUGAGUACUGGGUUCAUACUAGAGACUCACUUUCUUUAGUUAUUCAUCCAUACGCAGCUGAUCUAUUUUUUCUCUCCUUCCAUAUUCACGCCUACCACUCCGGUUCAUCGUAAGGAUGACGGAACCUGAGGCUUUCGAAGACGAUCUCUUCGCUGAUCUCUACGCCGAUGACGCGCCGACUGAGCCCGCAAAGGUCCCUGAGAAGGCUGCAGCCCCGACAAACCCUACUCCUGCUCCAGUCGAAACGCGCGAGGAGCAACCUCCGCCCAUUGAUCAAAGUGGACAUGACGACUCCAACAUGGGCUAUGACGAAGAUGAAGAAGAGGAGGACGACGUAGACUUCAAUUUGGGAAACGGGACCUCCUCAGCUCCGAACAACAGCAAUUCAGAACGUCCUCUACAAACACAUGCAGCAGCCGCGGUCCCUCCCCAACCUGCGGCGGGACGGGGUCCAAACUCGAAGGAAGAUGGCAAAAUGUUUAUAGGAGGUCUCAAUUGGGAGACGACAGAUGAAUCACUUCGGGAUUACUUCUCUCAAUUUGGCGAAGUCAUUGAGUGCACCGUCAUGCGUGAUGGUACCACUGGCAGGUCAAGAGGUUUCGGCUUCUUAACAUUCAAAGAUCCCAAGACGGUCAAUAUUGUUAUGGUUAAAGAGCAUUAUCUGGAUGGCAAGAUUAUCGACCCGAAGCGUGCCAUCCCGCGAGAUGAACAGGAGAAGACCAGCAAGAUCUUUGUCGGAGGCGUCAGCCAGGAGACUACGGACCAAGAGUUCAAGGACUUCUUCGCCCAAUUCGGCCGUGUAGUUGACGCGACAUUGAUGAUGGACAAGGACACCGGGCGACCGCGUGGCUUUGGUUUUGUUACUUUUGAGUCGGAAGCCGGUGUCGAAGCGUGUUUGGCGCGGGACCUUGAGAUUCACGGAAAGCUGAUUGAAGUCAAGAAGGCUCAGCCCCGUGGCAACCUUCGCGAGGAGGAAGAGGCCAACAGGCGGAACGGUGGACCUGGCAACAAGUUUAGGAAGCAAGGCGAAGGCCAGGCCGACGCCAGCGGUGCUGGGAACCCGGCCGCCGGGGGCAUGACGCCGCAGAUGAUGGCCAACUACUGGCAGCGCAUGCAGCAGUACUUCCAGAUGAUGCAGCAGCAGAUGGCGAUGCAGCAACAGCGCAACAUGGGAUUCCAGAUGAACCCUCAGAUGAUGCAGAUGAUGCAGAUGCAGCAGAUGAUGGGCCGCGGCGGCCCGAAUGGGCAGAACCCUAUGGCUGCCAUGGCAGCUAUGAACCCCCAGAUGAUGCAGCAGAUGCAGCAGAUGAUGGGCCAGCAGGGUGGAGGACCCGGCGGCAUGCCUGGCGGUGGUCCCGGAGGCGACCAGUCUGGCGAGCAAGACGGCGAAGGGGAUGGGAACCGUGCACCGUUCAACGCGUACGACCAGCAGUCGUUCGAGGAGCAGAAGUACAACAACCAGCACCAACAGCAGAGACAUAUGCAGCAACAGCAGCAACGCGGUGGCUUCGGAGGUCCUCAGCAGCAGCACCCACAGCAGCAGAUGCAACAAGGCGGGUACAACAACCAGCCGUCCUAUGAGGGCAUGUACGACGAUGUGCCUCAGGCAAACAACUUCAACCAGGGUGGCCGUGGCGGCUUCAGACAACGGGGCGGGCACCACAACCACUUCAAUAACAACAAUAACAACAAUAAUGACCCCGCCAAUGCACCUCCUCCGAAUGCCCCUACUGGACCCAAGAAUGCUGGCAAGCCAGGCUCAAACUACCGCGGUGGUGGUCGGGGCAUGAGCAGAGGCUUCCAUCCAUAUGCCCGCGGCUAGAGGACGACUGAGAGGCAAACUGGCUGCCGGGUGGAUGUCUCCAUCUAGCCGGUAUAUAUGGCGAUGGUGGCUUGGCGAUUUGUGUGGACCUGAAGCCUCUUGGCCACUCUUAAAGGGUUGCUGUCGACAUCAAGAGCUGGUGUCUCAUCGGGUAACCGAUUGACCCAUAAUGAAAUGAUGCGUUCUUGUUUUGCUCUUUGCAAACAGGAUUGGUCAUUGCUUUUCUCCUAUCAUCUUCUCUUAUAUGAGGCUUGCUAUCCAUAGGCAGCACCAAGCUUUUGAACGAUGCGUUUCUCAUCGCGACGAUCUUCUGUUUUUUUUCUUGCCCUUUGUCUGGCAUGUCGAGGGGUAUCAAUGUUUCUGAUACAAUACUGCAUAUUUUCUUCAUCAUUGAUCGAACUGCCGAUAUUCGUUGCCUUAAUUUUGGCUUCCUUCCAUAAGCACAGCGCCCAUUCGUUAGCAGCCUACUCGAUACCGCAGAAGUUCAGAUUUGGUGGUGGGACGUUGAUGCGGAGGGUACUGCAAUUUUCAGGCCAGCGAAAAUUGGAAGUCAUAUUUUGUACUCUUGUUCAUUUCUUUAUCUUUUCCUACGAAGUUUUUGGUUGUUUUCCUCGGACGAGCGGCCAGCAAUUAUAAAUCGUGUGUUGGGGGGACGGAUGAAAAGAAAAAAAGGGCAAAGAGAGAUUGAAAUACCAGAUAGUAGGCACUACUAGCCUCGCGAUAACAAAGCAAUAUAUCUAAGUCGUCAAUUGCACUAUUGGAUGAACACAGAACCGGCUUUUGCUGAUUUGCCGUUGCGGAGGGCUACAAGUUGACGAUCUUUACAAGUAAAAGGUAACCGAAGCCGAGUCUCGUACCAGGCUUCGAUGACAUUUACAACAUUAUCUGUUAGUUGGUCCCUGUAAUGUCUUCACUUUAAUGCCAUCAGAUGCGGUCAGCUUACAUUAUGCAC
Pyricularia oryzae 70-15 is the source of this 2960-nucleotide messenger RNA. RefSeq lists its product as uncharacterized. Lineage: Eukaryota; Fungi; Ascomycota; Sordariomycetes; Magnaporthales; Pyriculariaceae. The transcript has 5 exons. The record is from RefSeq and is a predicted model, not a curated record. Bases 302 to 2008 code for a protein of 568 amino acids. Gene Ontology annotation, molecular function: RNA binding.